Pomacea canaliculata is the source of this 7660-nucleotide messenger RNA. Its product is annotated as helicase with zinc finger domain 2-like. NCBI's taxonomy places the organism in Eukaryota, Metazoa, Mollusca, Gastropoda, Architaenioglossa, Ampullariidae. The record is from RefSeq and is a predicted model, not a curated record. Gene Ontology annotation, molecular function: 5'-3' DNA helicase activity; RNA nuclease activity; RNA binding.
UAAACUAGUGAAAUCAAACCCUGGUAAAUACAAACGCUGUCAGCUGAAGAUUGAGUUCUCGCACAAGUCUAUUGCUAGGGUUCUAGGACAAAGGCAGCAAGUUUUCAGAAAUCCUCAUCUGUGGAAGAUCAAAAUGUGGACAAACCUACAUGGAUGACGAAGUUGUUGUUGAAGUCUUGACAGAACCAGGACAAGCUCGCAGAUUGCAGGGAAAAGAAAUACCUGGUCAGGAAUCCGAAUCAGUUGUAGAAAAGAUGGCUCAUGGGUGUGUUGUGGGAAUGUAUCCAUCGCGAAGAGUACGGUUCAGAGAUGUGGAACAUCCAGUUCUGAUUUGUACUCAAGAUGAAAUCGAAGGUCAUCUCAUGAAACCUUUGUGUAAAACUGUUCCCAAAAUUCAUGUCAUGAACGACAAAGUAAAAGAAAAAUAUCCGGCACUGACCAAACAUCGACUGGAGAUUAAGAAAAUCGUAAACGGCAAGGUAGAGUUCAAGCGGUUUCUGGAUGUUGAUCCUGAUAAACGAGAGCAGUAUGUAUUUAAAGUGGUCAUCUUGUCAUGGAGAGUGCAAAGCAUCUACCCACUUGGUGCGAUUCUAGAAGCUCACAUUGGAGGCAAGGACUUUGGAAGCGGGCUUCAGGUGCUUACUCUACAGCACAAUGCACCUGGUGUCUAUCCAAGAAAAGUGAUUCAUGAAACACAGGCACUGAAACUUGAAGACUUUCCACAAAGGACUGGAAGACUAGACCUCACAUCAAAAAGAAUUGUCACCAUUGACCCACCAGGGUCACAGGAUUUGGAUGAUGCGCUCAAUAUUUCAAAAGAACAAAGUGGAUUUGUUGUGGGAAUUCAUAUUGCAGAUGUGGCAUCGUUUGUGAAAGUGGGAACAGCAAUUGAUGAAGAAGCAAAACGAAGGGCCUUUACCUUCUAUCCAGGUGAACGAAAACCACGACCGAUGUUUCCAGAGCCACUCAGUCACGGAGUACUCAGUCUCCUUCCUGGACAAGAACGUCUCGCCUUGUCUGUUUUCUUUCGCUUUGACAAGAAAGGAAAUUUAAAGACAAACGAGGAGCCACGAGUUAAGAAAACAAUAAUAAAGUCAACACGACAGUUCUCGUACGAGGAGAUACAAAAGGUAAUUGAUGGAGAUCAACAUAUUAAUGUCGACCAAGACACUCGCAUGGACGUUCUUGAUCUUCACAUGAUUGCGUCUCAACUGAGAGAGGCCCGAAUAGGGAAAGGAGGUUUGUUCGUUCCUUUUGAAGAUCCUCGUUUACAUGAUAUAGACAGUGUUGCUGACAGUCUCCAGGCUCACUCCCUUGUUGAGGAGUUCAUGGUUUUAGCCAACAAAUCAAUCGCUAAGAGACUAAGACAAAAGUUUCCACAUGUGAUGAUCUUGCGAUCACAUAAGCCACCAACUUAUGAACAGCUAGCAGAAUGGAGAGAGAAGGAAGGAAACAUAGCAAAUCUCGUCAUGCAACUGCAAGGCAAGAAAACAAGUCCUUCAACCAAGUUGUCUGUAUCAGCUGGUGUCCAGGGACAUGACAUGUUUCCCCAGAACAGACACGUCAUCGUCCAGGAACACCUGUAUCACAGGAUAUGUGAAUGUCUGGAGGAGGAAAACUUGGAUGAGGCUCGCAGACUUCUUUUUAUGGACGCUCUGCAUCCCUUACAGUGCCUUGCAUACCAGCACUGGAUGGAAAUGAUGGAAACAGCGGAGUACAAAUGUUCUCACGGUCUAAACCAGCCUGACCACUACCACUUUGGCCUUGACAUUGAGUACUACACACAUUUCACGUCUCCUAUCAGGAGGUAUGUUGACCUGCAUGUCCAUCGUCUCCUACACGCUGACUUGGAUGGCAAGGCACCAGACUGUAAGGCUGAAGAUGUUGUGCGGCUAUGUCAGCACCUUAAUAAUGUGGAUGCCAGACAAAAGGCUUUUGGUAGAGGAUGUAGGGCUCUUGCUAUUGCUGAAAAGCUGCAAACCAAUCCGCUUGUAUUCCGAGCAUUUGUGGACAAUGUGGACAGUGAACAGCUCAUUUUCUGUUUGCCUUCCCUACUUUCAGUGUCUGACCGAAAACAAGAGGUGUCUUUUAGCAUGCUUGGAGUCAGCAGCCAGCCCAAAGUCAUCACUGACACUGUUCAGAAGAAAGACAUGGCUACUGUGUGCUGGGAGACAAGACUUUACAACCAGCACGGCACAAGUUCUAGAGAACUGGUUGUCAAGAGAAAAUAUGUGGAACGCGAGGCCUAUCAAAAUCAUGUACCUUCUUCAGUUCCUAUUGACAUCCCCAUUAAUCCUAACCAAUUGACUGUCAAUGUCAGCCAAAAGGAGUGGGCAGGUAUGUUGAGGCUGUUGAUGGAUUCUAACUGCACUGAGCUGCCAGAUAUACCAGCCGUCAUUGAGCGAGUUCGAUCGGAAGUUGACCACAUCUCAUCUGAGAACGGAGAUGGCCAGUAUCAGUGCGCCGAGUUCGCUUCAGCAUUGUCAGUGUUGUCUCGUUCUGCGAGAGCAUCCAUAAGAAGUCAGAAAAUAGAGUCUUACAAAGAAUACAGGCGUGCUUGGAUGCCCUUGCUGGAAAUGGAGGCGGCUUAUGGAGCAGGAACUGGUGACAGUGCAUUUGGCAUAGACAAUGUGAAGAUUGAAAUGAAGUACACACUUUCAACAAAAUCAUCAAAGCAACAGGGAUUCUACCAAGGCACUUUCAGCUUGCCUGCAAAGUUUUGUUUUGACCGAGGAAUUGAAUUUGGUGGUAAAUCUGCUGGCAGCACUGGCAAAGAAGUUGAAUACAAGAACAGCAGUACGUGUCCUAUGGACUACCUGUGCAUCAGGUGUCGUGUUAAGUGUGAGGAGCCAAUCAUAUCACGGGUGCAACAGUCCUGCCUAAAAUGUGUUGUGGAUGAUCACUACACAUGGAUUAGCCAUGGUGGUGUGGUUGCUGUAACUCAUAAAAACCGUAAAGAUUCAAAUGGGGGGCAUCUGCAAGUUUCAUUUGUUUUGAGUCCUCACAGCAGUGUUCCUCCUUCACAGCUGAUGUCUAGCACAGGUCACCCAGUAAUGCUUGAAGUCCUACCCAAGUCCCAGGUUGACAGUGUUUCUCUCAUUCAGGGACCCCCAGGUACAGGCAAGACUUACACCGGAAUCAAGUUGAUAUAUCUGUUCACAAAAAUCAACAGAAAGCUUUUGUCGGAGGGUAAAGGGAAAAAAGUCAUUCUGUUUUGUGGGCCAUCCAACAAGUCUGUAGAUCUUGUUGCAAGACUCUUGAAGCUGAAGUUUGGAAAUGAAUGUCCGAAAAAUGAACUCGCGUGGGAUGAGGAUCUCACCAGUGAUCCCGAACUAAAGGAUGUGAGUUUGCAUCACAUUAUCCGUGAGUCUGACAAGCCCUAUGCAGAAAAGAUAGCAGCGUUUGAAAGGUAUUUUGACAAAUGUCGCAAAGAUCCUGAAAACUUCAAAGUGACAAGCAAGCAGAUGAGGACUACAAACGGCUUUUGCAUGAUGCCAGCACCAAGGAACUCGCACAUUAUGAAGUCAUCUUCGCUACAUGUGCUGUUGGCGGCAGUCCAAAACUCAUUAAAGCUACAAAAGGCUCUAUAUUUCAAUGCAUUAGAUACAAGUCUACUGGCUUGGAAGUUUUUAAAAGCUCGAGUGAUCAUCGACGAGUGCGCCAUGUCACCAGAGCCACACAGUCUGGUGCCCAUUGUGGCCAACAAGGCCAAGCAGGUGGUCCUCAUCGGAGACCACAAGCAGCUCCGUCCAAUCAUAACAUGUCAGGCAGCAGCAGAGCUGGGACUGGACCAGUCACUCUUUGAACGUUUAUAUUUAAAGUCUUCAGUGAAGUGCAUCUUUCUCAGCACACAGUACAGAAUGCAUCCUGAAAUCUGCGCAUUUCCAUCUAAUGAAUUCUACGAAGGCAAACUCCAGAGUUCUCCUAUCACCACAAGGUCCAAGUUCAUUCUCCCAAUCUGGCCUCUUCACCCACAAACUUCAGAACCUGUCCCACAUAUUCUCGUAGAUGUGCGGGGAGAGGAAGAAACACUAACAGUCUCAACUGAUGAAGGCAACGAAAGGUCAAAGUCAAACUUUGCGGAAGCAGAUAAAGUGAUUGAAAUCUUGACUUACCUGAAGUACGCCUGUGAAGAGAAGAAGAAGGAAAUUGAGAUGAACUCCAGGAACUCUGAAAGUACAAGUUACUCCAUUAAAGUUCUGACUCAAUAUAAUGCACAAAGGCACCUGUUGGAAGAAAAACUGUCAAAAGCUUGUGAAGGACAUAGACAUGACACCUUCACCCCUGUUCUCACGCGAUAUGACAAGAACAAUAUCACCAUAAGCACUGUCGUCUCCAGUCAGGGUGGUGAGUGGGACUACGUGGUUCUUAGUACAGUCCGCUCAUUGCCUUCAUACAAGAUUGAACCACACCCCACACUGGGAUGGUGUCGCCAGAACAUGGGCUUCAUCACUGACCAAAACCAGGUUAAUGUGGCUCUCACAAGAGCUCGUCGUGGUCUCAUAAUUGUGGGCAAUGCAGAAUUGCUGAAAUGUGAUCCUGUAUGGAGCAGACUUGUCACAAGAUAUGAAAAGCUGGGAUGCGUGUUUGAGUCUGCCAACUUCCCGCCACCAGUGUUACCCCGUAAACCUAAAGCAAAGCCACACCGCAAACCAGCAGCUUCUUUGGACUGGCAACAAGCCUGAUAUUGCCCGGUGAAGGUCUACAGACACUGCGCAUUGAAGAUGCGUUUACCUGGUGACUUAUCAUGAAGGUCCUCAACACUUCAUUUUACGUCAUCUCUUUUAUUAUUAUGCAAUUUUAUUUUUUUUUUGCAUAACUGGGCCAAGUUUUAGUAAAUAUUGGUAUCAGUUAGAAUUCUUAGUCGUGUAAAAUGAUUGCAGACAUAUCAUUUUUAUGACAGCUAAUUUGCUAUAAAAUUUAUUCAGUCAAUCUUCCUUUGACUGGUACUGGUUGUUGUGAGAAGAACACAACAUGAUUCUUGGACAAUAGUGCGAAAGUCUUGCACAGGACCACCAGUCCACUCGUUUAUGAUAAUCAGCCAGUUCUUUUUCUGGCUAUCAUUGUGCCGACCACCCUUUAAAGUACCUUGCAGGACAGUCUUCGACUAAGUGUCAUGUGUCAUACCGAGUUCCACGGCCAAACCAGACCGACUUAUAUUACUUAACUGUUGUAUGUAUGGGUUCCUGGUGUCCUGUGAGUAUGGUGACCAUGUUUUGUACAAAGUCAUUGGUUUUAUGUUUCCUAUAUGAAAUCCAGUGCAGACUCCUCAGGCAUUUGCUUUUGAAUGCCUGGGUUUGUAUCAGCAAGCAAACUCACAUCACAUGUUUCACAUCUGUAAAGCAGCAUCAGUACUACAAGGGACAUGAACAGAUUUACUUCAUAGUAAUUCUGAUGUUAUGGCUGCACCAAACACUGUCCAGCAUACCAUUGCUGCUAUUGCUCUCGUGAUCCUGAUGCAGAUUUGUGGAGUUACCAUCUUUGGAGAGGGUGGCUCCCAUUUCAUUACUCCCAAACUAACUCAUUCAAUACAGAUGAAAAGCAGCAUGAUUGAACAUGUAGAACAGUGGUGAUGAAGCGAAUUACAGUGAGUUCCAAUAUUUACACCUAGUAACUACAAUAAAGACAACCAUCAUUGAUUGAUACACCAUUUUAAAGAUUAUUUUUUUUAAACAUUUAAGCAAUUGGAUUUGCAAGAAACAGAUUUUGUUUUUUUGGACUAGAUUCAGAUGAAAGAUGGUAAUGGUAUAGAACAGACAGCGCUCCAGUCAUGAAGUAGGUUAUAUGGCAGAAAUUUUUAAAAAAAUAUUUAUGCAAUAUCUACAAACAUGAAGUGCCAAACAAUGAAAUAUUUUAUUAGAAUAUAUAUUAGACUUUAAAUAUUACUUUUUACUGUAUUGCCAUUUUCAGCUGUUGAAAAACAAUCAUGUCAAAUUGAGCAACUGGCAACCACUUCAAAUAUGGCUUUUGACAAACUAACUCUUGCCUACUUUUAAAUGUAACAAAAUACCUGAUUGGUUGAAUUUUAGCUCCUUGGAAGUAAUAGCAAAACAAUCCGUGAAAAAACCAACAGUUUCUUCCCUUAUAUAUUUAUACCCACAGUGUGGUGUAUAUGUGACACUAGUAAGCUCAUAUUACAGUGUAACUGUACAGAAUACACUGUAACUAUGAAGAUGUUCUGCUGCAUAAGUGAAUCAUUUAGAGUUAAGCUGUUUACUUCUUUGACCGGUAGUUUGUUCAUGUAGAUAUCUGCUUUGUUAUUUAAAAGGUAAAUGACUUCAGUAAAUACAUCUAUAUGUCUAUUUUUAUGUACAUCAAUUACAAAUAUAUGUAUAUUGUAUGUAUAUAUGUAUAUGUUUUUAUGUAUGAGACAUAGUAAACAUAUGACUUAUGAUUGUUUUUCUUUAAAAACUAUGAGAUAUAUUGGGAUAUAUCAGGAUACUUCUGCCAAUAAAAUCAUAUGUUUUUAUUGAUAUUUUUUAUUUCCCACUUGUGUUUUGAACCUAAUAAUCUAGUGUUUUAAUAUGCAUUUAUCUACAAGGUGUUUCUAGUGCGUUUUACUUAAUGUGUUACAUACACUUUAUACUUUGCUCUGUGUAUGUAUGCAUUGCCACCAGGCCUUAAACAGAAAAAAGUUGUUUAUUCUGCUGUCCAUAGUUUUUGAAGUUUUAUGUGUUGAAUUAUGUGUUUUGUAUUUUUAAAAAUUGUGCUUUCCAGACCUAACUCUGCCCUAAACAUAUGCUAAUUUGAAUUAAGCUUGAAUGGAAGAGUACAUUUUUUGAUUAAUGACAUGACCAUUGAUGUCUUUUCAUUUAUUUUAAAGAUGUGUGCCAUAGUAAUGUUGUUAUAAAUUUGGACAUUGGAGCUUUUGGUUUACUUCAGUUUUAUUUUAUUGUUGUUUUGGGGGUUUUUAUAAGUUGUUAGUCGUAGUGACCGUUUGUUUUAUUACAGCAAUAAGUUUUAUUGUAUUUCUAUAAACCUUAGUUGUGAUUAUUGAGCAUAUAUAAACAGAUAUAUCCAACAUGAUUGCAAGAAUGUCCAGUUUUUUAAACAUAUCCUUUUAAAGUUGAAGAGCAAACAUUCUAUCACUAGUUUCUAAAUUAUUUCUUCUUCAAUGUAAAUGCUUUGUUUUGUGCUUCUGAUGCCGCCUUUGUAGUAGACAGUUAUUAAUUUCACAACAAUAACUUUUCAUGAUUGACUAAUAGUAUGCCUUUUUUUUUUCCUUGGUUGUCUAUAGCAGCCGCAACAUCCAUGCUUGAUAAUAUUCAUUCUCUAAGUAGCAUAGCUUGGAUUGUUACAGGUCUUCUAAUUUAGGACGGGCCAAAAUGGCUCAUGAAAAGACUCUCUAAUGUUGUAUUUAAAGUAUUUUUGGAUUUUGGUGCAGUAAGCAUACUCCACAAAGGAAAGAUAACACAAAACAAAUUACAUCAUACAAAGUUUCCUUGAAAUGACUUUAUUAUUACUGAAACUUUACGUUGCUCUUCUUGUACAGUAAAUUAAUUGUGGCCUUUUAUUUGGAGCUUAUUUAAGAUGUUUUAAGUAUUGACUUGUUGAUAUUAUGUUUAUAGCUUUACUUUUCCUGAGAGAUUUCCACUGUUCGAUUUUUAUUGUGAGGUAUCGCUUUACAUACCUGCAUUGCAUGACAUUUUUACGCACGUAA